AUGUUCACUAAUUACAUUAUUUUAUUGGGCUUAUUAUUACUAAUAUCAAUGGUAUCAUGUCGUCCAUCACAAUGUCAAGUUGAUUAUGUUGAUUUUUCAACAAAAGUUCGUGAUUCACCCAUUGUUCUUUUUGGUGAAACAAUGACAAAAAAUAUGAUUCCAAAUGUAAUGGAUCAAUUCAAUGUUACAUUUCAAGUUAAUUGUAUAUUUAAAGGAAAACCAACAAAUCAUACUAUCAGUAUUACUCAAGCAGGAUAUACAUCUGGACAUCGUUAUUGUCAAGAUUUGGCAGCUGGUAAAACGUACAUUGUUUUUCUUGAAGAAUGGAAAGAUGUCUAUCGUCCAGUAGAUUUUCAAGAAGUUGAAUAUUCAACUAGUUAUAAUUCAACAUUGGAAUUAUUAGAAAAAACUUGUAAUUUGACACGUCUGUCGCCAAUAAGUUUCAAUGGAACAAUUGAUAAAUGUCCACAUGUUUCAACAGCAUGUGAUGAAAUUAAAAUGGACACUACGACAUCGUCAAAGUUUAAUGUUGAUAGUGCGGGUAAUGCGAUUGAUCAUUUAUUCUCAACUUCUCACACAAUUAUUGGCGAUAUUGUAACAUCACGUUAUCAGCUAUUCAAUGUUUCCUUGAAUAAUACUGGCCACCAAACGUAUCCGAUUCAUAGUGCACAAGAAGAAUUAGAUGCAAAAUUAAAUCAACAACGUGGUAAAUCACAAUUUUCAGAUGAACAACAAUCACCCAAUAGUGCAUCUUCCAUUUAUCAAAAUUUUCUCCUUAUCACAUUUUUUUUCGCAUGUGUUGUAUUCGUACAAUAA
Messenger RNA from Didymodactylos carnosus, 816 nucleotides. The record is from the annotation of a GenBank genome assembly. Lineage: Eukaryota; Metazoa; Rotifera; Eurotatoria; Philodinida; Philodinidae.